This is a messenger RNA of Racocetra persica, 528 nucleotides long. Lineage: Eukaryota; Fungi; Glomeromycota; Glomeromycetes; Diversisporales; Gigasporaceae. The record is from the annotation of a GenBank genome assembly.
AUGGUAAAUUUCAUAGAAUUUAUAAUAUCUAAACCUGAAAAAAAAGGUAGAUCGGAAAUAGCUUAUGCAUUGGAUCAUAACUACUGGGAUAGAAGAAUUGGGCAAUUAGUUUUAAGUAUGAUGGUUGAUAAGUGGGGUCCUGAAGUAUGCAAAAUUGGUUUAGAAGAAAAUUAUUACAUACAGAAUAAACAAGAAAUCUUUCAAUUUAAUGGUAAAGAAUUAGAACAAUUCAGUGCUACAGUUAGACUUAAAAAUAUUAGUUCUUCGUUUAUCCUUAAGAAAGUAGGUUUUGAACCAGUACUAGCAGACAAAUCAAUUGAUUUUGAAAAUAAAGUUUAUGAUUUACCACCAUUAGAUAAUUUACUAAAUUAUUGUGAAAAACUUGAAGAUUUUAUUAAUCAAUUUAAUGACAUUGGGGACAUAGAAGCUAGUAAGCUUUACACUCAAGAGAAUGACAAAAAUUUCACAUUUUGUAUAAAUGCGGAUGGCAGAAUUAGAUUUCAUUAUAAAAAAAAUAUAAAAUAUUAA